AUGCGUCUGCUUUUUCAAGCCUACUUUCUCGCGAUCUUUUUCGUAAUGUUCGUCAAAAGCGAUGGAUCUUCUUCAUCUUGCCCCAAGCCGUACGACAAGAUGAUGUUAUGCAACCUGAUGUGUAACAUUCUACAGGAUUCGAGCGCGAACGACGCCAUUAAAAUGUUGCAAACGAAACUAGAAAGUCUCAUUGCUGGAUUGAACAAACCAGGGAUAGCACAAAAACCAGGUAAAUUGUUGAAGUUGUGAACAACUUUUUAGCUCAGUGAGGUUUGUAAUUAAAAAGCCCCGUGCAGUGCUCCUAACCAGACGAAAACUUCACGCGCGGAUGAAUUGUAAUAAACUUCGCUUUUCCCCAAAGCUGUCUUCCGUUCGGACGUUUUCUAUUUUACUUCGUCAGAAAGUCCGUAUGAAGUAGUUAUUAAUUAACAGCAGAAUUUCUGUCUUUCUUACAGCUGUUUCCGCUUCCUCGUGCAAAGAACAUUAUGAGAAACACAGGUGAGUUCUUAGAUACAAGUACUGUCAAGAGAACGAUGUUUUUCUAGUCGAAGACACUGGCGGCUCGGAAGAAAAUAUCCGAAUACUUCCAACAGAAGUCGAACCUAUGACCAUCAGGUUACUAGUCCAGAUGCUCUACCACGGAGCUACAGGGGACUCGUGGAAGCUAUUAAGGCUACUAAACUAGGUUCAAAUAAGUGCUGACAGAAACCAAUCAUCGCCAAGAGUCACUGUCCUUUCCUAUUUCAAAACCAGACUUUUAAUGUUUUUCUUCAAAAGUUUGACACAGACAAUAAAGAACAAGAGUGGCGAGAAUAACAAAAUCCUAGAUGAAGUAAAUCUGACGUUCAUUAUCUUCAAUUUCAUAGUUCCACAAAAAGCCACGUGUACACGCUGAAGUUUGGUUCGCAAAAGAUUCCUGUUUACUGUCACAUGGGCAACUUUGGAUGCGGAGAUGGAGGAUGGACGCUGGCCAUGAAGAUUAAUGGCGCAAAGGUAAAACGAUGCUCUCGCACACGAAAGUUACGUAUACAGUGUAAAGCUAACAUGCUCUUGUUUGUAUUUCAGAAAACCUUCCAUUACAGCUCUGGGUUUUGGAGUAACAAGAAUUCCUAUAACCUUCCAGGAGGGAAGACCGGGUUUGACGGUCAAGAGACUAAACUCCCAACCUACUGGAGCACACCAUUCGCCAAGAUCUGCCUGGGUAUGAAGAUCGGCCAGCAGAUCAAGUUCAUUGUUAUCAACAAAAAGGCAGCCUCUCUGCAUUCCUUGAUCGCAGACGGAAGUAUCGCGCCACGUCACUGGGUCGUAACACGUGGAAGAAGCUGAUUGGUUCUCAGGCUUCCCUGCAGACUGGGUGCAACAAGGAGGGGUUCAAUGCGGCCAGUUCCCGCGCCUAUGCUAAGACAAGAAUCGGCAUCCUUGGAAAUGACCAACGAGAUUGCCACACCUGUGAUUCCAAAAUUGGGUUUGGAAAUGGAGGGCAAACUGACGAUUCCAACACAUGUGGAAACAACGCUAUCAAAGGAUAUACAUCGGACAAUGGAGGGAGAAGCAUCAAAGCCAUGGGAUAUAUCUUGGUGCAGUAGGCUGAGCUCAAUUUUCUAAUACCUUACUGUACACGAAAAAACAAAUGACGCAAUAAAAGGAUUCUUAACCAUUUGUGCCCUGCUAUUGAAAUCUGAGAGGUGCUUUCCCCUGAGGAAGUGACUUACUUACCGAUGAUAGCUAAGGAGUGAUCGACAAAUACGAAUGGCGUUCUAACCAACUCAGUAACUGAUGAAUAGGUUUUUGUAAACCCGUCUCACUGGCUUUA
This is a messenger RNA of Porites lobata, 1813 nucleotides long. The record is from the annotation of a GenBank genome assembly. Lineage: Eukaryota; Metazoa; Cnidaria; Anthozoa; Scleractinia; Poritidae.